Messenger RNA from Rangifer tarandus platyrhynchus (Svalbard reindeer), 843 nucleotides. NCBI's taxonomy places the organism in Eukaryota, Metazoa, Chordata, Mammalia, Artiodactyla, Cervidae. The record is from the annotation of a GenBank genome assembly.
AUGAGCCUACAGCUGCCUCUUGAAGAAGUAACCCCCCCACUUUUUCCUUCCCUGUGUCUGCCCCCACUUUUGCCUUCCCCUUCCCUCCCCUCUGCAGCUGUGAGCUUAGCUAGAGACUGGGACAGAGAGACUGGAGAGGUGGUCUCCGGUGGCCAGACUGAAAGCAUUGAGAAGCCCAAUGCUGAGGACGUGAUGUCCAAAGAUUGCUACUCUGAUUACUAUGCUCACUUCGGCAUCCAUGAGGAAGUGAUGAAAGAUGAGGUCCGCAAAUUCAUGUACUGCAACUCCGUGUUUUAUGGCCGGCACCUUUUCAAAGACACGAUGGUGCUGGAUGUUGGCUCAGGCACAAGGAUCCUCUGCACGUUUACUGCCAAGACCAGGGCCCGCAGGGUCAUUGGGAUCGAGUGUUCCGUAGAUGUGCCCAUCAAGGAGCCCCUGGUGGACAUGGUGCGCCCCAAGCAGCUGGUCACCAACAUGCCUCAUAAAGGAAGUGGACAUCUACACGGUCAAGUUGGAAGACCUGACCUUCACUUCCCCCUUCUGCCUGCAAGUGAAGCCAAAUGGCUGCAGGCAUGCACUGGUGGUCGACUUCAACAGCGAGUUCACCUGCUGCCACAAAAGGACUGGCUUCUGCACAGCCCUGAGUCUCCAUCCCCUCACUGGAAGCAGACGGUGUUCUACAUGGAGGACUAUCUGACAGUGAAGACAGGCGAGGAGAACUUUGGCACCAUUGGCAUGCGACCCAAAGCCAAGAACAACCGUGACCUGGACUUCACCAUUGACUUAGACUUCAAGGACCAGCUGUGUGAGCUCUCCUGCUCCACCAAUUACCGGAUGCACUAA